Messenger RNA from Clupea harengus (Atlantic herring), 8125 nucleotides. RefSeq names its product large tumor suppressor kinase 2 (gene lats2). Gene Ontology annotation, cellular component: nucleus; spindle pole. Gene Ontology annotation, molecular function: protein binding; protein serine/threonine kinase activity; ATP binding. Gene Ontology annotation, biological process: positive regulation of apoptotic process; regulation of organ growth; G1/S transition of mitotic cell cycle. Lineage: Eukaryota; Metazoa; Chordata; Actinopteri; Clupeiformes; Clupeidae. The record is from RefSeq and is a predicted model, not a curated record.
GGUAGAACACGUGACACCUUUGGAAUGUUAACAAUGCAGUAAGUGUCCAACUUUGUACUGCAUUCUAAUUCUGCCGAGAGUGGGGAGAAAAUGGAGUCUUAUCUUAUGAUAUCCCUUGUGUGUCCUCCAUAACUGACGAAAACGGGAUUUAAUGUAUUCUUCCUUGGGUUUAUGAACAAGUCGAAUUCAAGAUAGCUCGGAGUGUAUCGGCUGUUUAAACUUUUCUUGGAUUUACAUUCUUCUCCCACUUCUCUCACAUGGAGGUGAUGGGUAAAGCAUAGUAGAUGGACUUGGCCUAAUCCCCACCACUGUGAGAGGGGAGGUUGGGGACUGUGUAAAAGGCUAGCUUUAGUACAGGAUGUGUCACACUGUGUCUCUGAGGCAAUGAUGUGCACCAGGAUGGAGUGGAGCGAGGCCGUCCUUCUGACCCCCCAUAAGACUUGGGACGAGGGGGAACGUGACCCGUAAACUGGGGGGUCGGAACGAUGGCAUCCGAGUAGCUUAGCUUAGCGUAGGUUAGCAUAGCAUAGAGUAGCGUUUGUUAGGACCAACCAAGAACUAACCAAGAUAGGCCCCAGCAGAGAGUGAGACACCAGGACUUGUGCUCUAAUCUCUUCUCAGAUCUAUCCCACUGGUGUGUGUGUGUGUGUGUGUGUGUGUGUGUGUGUGUGUGUGUGUGUGUGUUUAUCUAUUUAGGUCAAACAGCUCAAAAGCCCAGCAGAGAGAGAGAGUGUGUGUGUGUGGGUAUGUGCAUGAGUGUGUUUGUGUGUGAAAAAUGUGUUUUUGAGUGGUGUGUGUGUGAUUGAGUGAGUAAAGUCUGUGUGUGUUUGUGAGACGUGUUCUCACUUGACUCCCAUAGCUUUCGUUGGCAUUCUUGCCGAUUGCUAGAUUAGAGCAGACUUACUCCUAUAUCCAAAGACUAUGAGGCCCAAGACCUUUCCUGCCGCCCCGUACGUGGGCAACACGCGGCAACGCCUGCAGGAGAUCAAGGAGGGCCUGAAGCAACCAGCCAAGCUGGUGAGCCAGGCACUGCUCGGGGGCAGCUCCAGGGGCGAGGGGGGCCGGGGGGGCGACUGCAAGGGGAGCAAGGACAGCAAGGACCCUGGGAGCCGGCAGCAGCAGCUCCGCCAGCCGCAGAAGUUCAACAACUACCAGAACGCUCUGCGCGAGAUCCGCAAGUCCCUCAUGCCCUUCGCCAAUGACCCCAUCGGAGACGUCAACAGGCAGAUGCUGCAAGAGCUGGUCAACGCAGGCUGUGACCAGGAAAUGGCGGUGCGUGCGCUGAAACAAACAGGAAGCCGAAACCUUGAGGCGGCCCUGGAUUACAUCAGUAAGAUGGGCUACCUGGACCCUCGCAAUGAACGCAUCGUCCACGUCAUCAAACAAACCUCUCCGGGAAAAGGAGGCAUGCCGAACUCCAUGGACCACAGGCCCUCGAUUGAGGGAAGCGGCGAUGGUUCUAUGGCGCCGUAUCACCAGAUGGGAGCGCCAAUGUAUGAGGGGGCGCCAUACGGAGCAGAGGGUGACAUGCCCCGGCCUUACAUGGGUGGCCCCCCUGUCAUGAACUACAUGAUGCCCCCAUCCAGCUCUGCCCAGGGGUCGGCCAUGGGCAACCCCAUGGGGCGCCCGCCCAGUAUGGGAGCAUACCCACCUGGGAUGCCCCCUCAGAACGGCCCAGGAAACCCCAUGUACCCUCCGGGUCCUGCCCAGCAGAAGCCAUACCCAGGCAGCAUAGAGCCGCCCAUGAUGAGCUACGCUGUGCCUGGACAGCCCUUGCAGAUCCAGCCUCAGCAGCCAGGGGGCCCCGGUCCCGGCCCACACUACGACUACGGUCACGGCAGGCCCCACAUGAUGGAGACCUCGGGCUACCCGGUGCAGAGGAGCGCCUCCUUCCAGAACAAGAUGCCCACGAUGGCGCCACCGGACAACUACGUCAAUAUGCAGGGCAAAGGGGCCAUGGGUGGCCAGAAUGGGGGCGGCGGGUACCCUACCAACCUCUACCUGCCGCCUCACUCCCAUCCACGCCAGUCCAGCCCGACCUCUCACCAGGUCCACAUGAUGUCCCGCUCGCCUGGAGGGGCGGCCGCAGCCGGCGCCAUGGGGCCAGACUUCUCUGACCUCCCCCAGGGUCUCCUGACGCCCUCCAGGGCCAGCCUGAACCUGGACCUGUACGAGCACGUGUGGAGUGGACCCCCAGGACCGGAUGGGGGGGGCCCACCUUCGGCCAGGCAGUCUCAGCCGCAGGGUCCCUUCCGGGGGGAGGUCCGCGUGCCUAGCCGCACCAACUCCUUCAACAACCACCAGAAGGUGAACGUCAGGCAGGCCAUGCCUGCGCCAAAUGGAGUCUCUGGGGGUAAACAGGACUCCAACAUGGCUCCCAACACCAUUACCGCCGUGACCUCUCCCCCGAUUCAGCAACCCGUGAAGAGCAUCCGGGUCAUGAGGCCGGAGCCCAAGACAGCAGUGGGUCCGUGCCACCCCAGCUGGCUGGCCGCCCAGAACCAGGAUGGGGCUGAGGCGCAUGGGUACAUGACGGACGACUCUUACGCCCGGGAGUCCGCCCAGGAACCCCGCUGCCCCCCUCCGCCGUACCCCAAAACCCUGCUCGCGUCUGGGGCAGGGGCCGAGCAGGCAUCCCUAGAGGGAGCCGCCAUGUGUGGAGCCCCAGAGCUCCCUAACCAGGGCAGGGCCAUCCAGAGUGGACCCCCCGUGGCGGGGAAGGCAGAGGAGACCCACUCCAAAGAGAAGGGGAAGUCCGGGAAAGGGGAGAAGGCCGUGAAGGACAAGAAGCAGAUCCAGACCUCGCCGGUGCCGGUGAGGAAGAAUGCUCGCGACGAGGAGAAGAGGGAGUCGCGCAUCAAGAGCUACUCGCCCUUCGCCUUUAAGUUCUACAUGGAGCAACACGUGGAGAACGUGAUGAAGACCCACCAGCAGAAGCUCAACCGCAGGCUGCAGCUGGAGCAGGAGAUGUCCAAGGCUGGCCUAUCAGAAGCCGAGCAGGAGCAGAUGAGGAAGAUGCUCAACCAGAAGGAGUCCAACUACAACCGCCUGCGCCGGGCCAAGAUGGACAAGUCCAUGUUCGUCAAGAUCAAGACCCUCGGCAUCGGCGCCUUCGGGGAGGUCUGCCUGACCCGGAAAGUCGACACCGGCGCGCUCUACGCCAUGAAGACCCUCCGCAAGAAAGACGUGCUCAACCGCAACCAGGUGGCCCACGUCAAGGCCGAGCGGGACAUCCUGGCCGAGGCGGACAACGAGUGGGUGGUGCGGCUGUACUACUCCUUCCAGGACAAGGACAGCCUGUACUUCGUGAUGGACUACAUCCCCGGCGGGGACAUGAUGAGCCUGCUGAUCCGCAUGGGCGUGUUCCCCGAGGCGCUGGCGCACUUCUACAUCGCCGAGCUGACCCUGGCCAUCGAGAGCGUGCACAAGAUGGGCUUCAUCCACCGCGACAUCAAGCCCGACAACAUCCUCAUCGACUUGGACGGACACAUCAAGCUCACCGACUUCGGCCUCUGCACCGGCUUCCGAUGGACACACAACUCCAAGUACUACCAGAAAGGAAACCACGUGAGGCAGGACAGCAUGGAGCCCAGUGACUUCUGGGACGAUGUGUCGAACUGUCGCUGUGGCGACCGGCUGAUGUCGAUGGAGCAGCAGGCGACGCGUCAGCACCAGCGCUGCCUGGCUCACUCUCUGGUGGGCACGCCCAACUACAUCGCUCCCGAGGUGCUGUUGCGCAAAGGAUAUACCCAGCUGUGUGACUGGUGGAGUGUGGGCGUGAUUCUGUUUGAGAUGCUGGUGGGACAGCCACCGUUCCUCGCUCCUACUCCUACAGAGACCCAGAUUAAGGUGAUCAACUGGGAGAGUACGCUGCAGGUGCCCCCUCAGGUGAAGCUCAGCCCCGAGGCCGUGGACAUCAUCAGCCGCCUGUGCUGCUCGGCCGAGGACCGGCUGGGGUCUAACGGCGCCGGCGAGAUCAAGGCCCACCCCUUCUUCAACCAGAUGGACUUCUCCAGCAACCUCCGCCAGCAGCCGGCGCCCUACCGGCCCAAGAUCUCCCACCCCAUGGACACGUCGAACUUUGACCCUGUGGAGGAGGAGGGCGGCCCCGGCGCGUGGAGCAACAGUGGCGACGACUCCCGGGGGGUCUACGACCUGCUCUACCCCCCCCACAGCAAACACCCGGAGCACGCCUUCUACGAGUUCACCUUCCGACGCUUCUUCGACGACAACGGCUGCCCUUUCCGUUACCCCAAGCCCCUGGAGGAGUCUCACGGGGGUCACUCGAGCGCAGGGGGCGGAGGGGGCGCAGCAGCAGCGACCAGAGGAGUCGGGCCCCAAGAGGAGACGGAAGGAGAGGAGGAGGACGAUGAAGAUGACGAGGACGAGGAGGAAGAAGAGCACGGAGAGGGGUGUGAGCCUGUGUAUGUUUAGAGACGCUCUAGGAACGCAGCGCCAUCAAAGGCCUUCACCUCCUCAUGAUCAUCCUACACCCUUCACCUCCUCAUGAUCGUCCUACACCCUUCACCUCCUCAUUAUCGUCCUACACCCUUCCCUACCAUUGUUUUGUCAGGAACGGGUGUGGCUUUUUUUUGUGUGCGUGUGUGUGCGAGUGCGUGUGUUUGUGUUCUGUGUUCGAGAUGGGUAGAGACAGACAGAAAGAAAGAGAAAAUCAGGAAAUGGAGAGGGAGAGAGAGAGCGCGGGAGGAAGAGACUAUCGGACCAUUCUGACGUUCAUUUCAUACCUUCAUCAAUAGCACCAUACCUGUGACACAGACAUGACACCUGGGACCAAAAAAAGUGCAAUUCAGAAGCAGCAGACAAAAAAAUAUGCUAACUGAACUUGCACAUAAGCACAGUUUCACAAAAAUCAGGUCAUUAGUGUGAAAGGUCAGCUUUUCCAGCCGGGGUGGGGGAGGGUAAAGAGGUGGGGGGUGAAAACAUGAGAAGAACAUUCUAUGGCAGAAACACCACACAGAACCUCUGGACUUGGACCUUACUGGUGACUGGUUCUGCACACACAUCAGGGACAGUGUUGACCGUGACCUUAGUCGCCUUGUCCAAACGUGGAUCACAGCCUGGGAAGGCCACUUUCAACAAGCCUCCGAAGGAACCUCCGAAGGAACCUCUGAAGGAACCUCUGAAGGAACCUCCAAAGGAAUCUCCAAAGGACGUUUUAAAGUGCACCCAGAACCACUCCCUCAUCUUCUCCUGUUGUCGAUGACCGUUCCUGAUGCAGCCAUUCCAAAAUAGUGGAAGAGUAACUGUGAUGAGGAGAGUCAGAGAGGAAUGAACAUGGGGUCGGAAUGGGAGGAUGGGAGUUGUUUUAUUUUUUGUUUUCCAUUGUUAAUACCUCGUCCCAUUGACGUAGGCAGAAACUGAUGGGUUGAUCCAGAUCUUGCACAGCUGAAUCUACCAAAUACAAACAUACACACACACACAUACACAAACACAUAAGCAUACACACACAUACAUACACACAUACUUACACACAUACUUACAUAUACAAAUACAUCUUUCUAUGUACACAUGGUGCAUAGUACCAUCAUUGUUAGGCAGUAAAAGCCAUUAAUGUUUGGCAGUGUUAUGUUAACAUUGCUUCUGAAUUGUUUUGACGUUCCCAAAGGAAAUGGUUUCAAGUCACUGAGUAAUACUGCAGCCAGAAGACCUAGUACGAUUGAGGUCACUUUUCUUUGGCCUGUUAAAAUAUUUGUGGCUUUGAAAUGCCAGAUAUUUUGAAUGUUUGUUUGACGCCCUCUAGUGGACAAGAGUCAUCAUUUUGUACAGGUGGCUGACAUUUGACUCCCACUGGAUGUGUAUUUGCGAGCAAAACAAAACCUCAGAUGAAAGACUGUCACUCAGUAUGUGUUGUUUUGAUGUGCAGUCUCCAUUUUAAGGUCAAAUGGUAUUCACAAAGAAACCAAACGGAAUCAUUGCGUUCAACACUUCCCUUAACUGAAAACAUUUUUUUAUUUUGCCACAUAGGCCUAUCACAGAAAACCAUCAUUUCCACAUAGGUGGAGUUUCACAGAAUUGUUUAUUCUAUUUUUAGGUCACUGUUAUUUCUACUCUCAUCUGUCUGAGUUUCUAGUUUCUCUCAACUUCACAGGUCACACUCAGUGUUGGCCCUUUAUUAAAAAUGCUUUUGCAUAAACGCUGAGGAUUACACUAAUAAUUGGCCUCAUAAACACUCAUAAACCUGACACGGUUAGAAAGCCUGUCUCACUCAACCCUGUACAAGUUUGACAUCGCAAGCACCGUUAUACCACAGCAGGCCUUGGUUAGCAUGCUAACCCCCUUAGGCUAAAGCUUUCAUCCUCACUAUGACAGUAUUAAGGAUGGGAGGUGCAGUUAUCCAACUGCCAAUAGAGAACUCCUCUAUCUCUUUAAUCAGGCAGUCAUAAAAAAUAAGAUGAAACCAAUCAAAAGCAGACAAAGAGUUUCUGAAAUCGUAUGUGAUGGUAUGACUAUGUGCAAUACAGAUAAGAAAAACAAUAUAUUAUAUAGUUUUCUAAACACAUCAAAUAUCCUUUUUUUGAACGUUUAAUACUGAAAUACAAUAUGUACAAAUAUAUAUUAUAUUGGUUUUAUAUAUUUUCAAUGUAGUUACAUGACCCAAUGCUGCUUAUUACUUGUUAUUAAUAUUAUUAUUGACAUUAUCAUCAUUACUUCAUGUUACUCUUGUUUCUCCUUUCUUUCUGUGUGUGUGUGUGUGUGUGUACAAAAGUGGGGAUUUAAUUGGCGGUAUGCGUGGGAUGGGAUGUGACAGAGAGUGUGCCUUCUCAAUGAAUGUCUGGUGUGUGUGCGUGUCUUACCACAUGACGAUCAGUAUUUGAACAAAGAUGGAAACUCCUCGCAAACCAGGCCGGCCCUGCUUGCGUGAGAGGAAGUGAGAGAGAGAGGCUGAUAGAGAGAAAUCAAAAGAGAAGGGAAGAAGGAGAGAGGAAUAGAAUUGUUAGGGAGCAUGGCAGCCUAGGAUCACUUAGUGUAUCAGGCCUGUAUGACUAUUUUAAUUUUUGUUUUGUUUUUGCAUAUAUACUUUUCUUUCUUGACAAAACCAUUAAACCAGAUGUGGCCACAUGUUUUAAACUCUUUUCCCCAAGUCAUGUUUUUAACUGUUGAAAAUGUUUUCAGUGAACAAGAGCACAUUCUUCAAGUUUUAUUUAGGUUUGCAUGGUGAUGACUCCAAAGCUUGUUGACAAUCAUCAGUGCACUUUGCACACUGUCCGAUGCGUCACAACAGAUUAACGGCCAAUAAUAUUGAUCUUGUAUUCUCCACAACAACUGGCACACUGACUCCUAUGGGCAGAAAAAAAACCACAAGCCAAGCCAUUUCUGCCUGUUGCUUAACCCCCCCUAUCUGUACAAACAUGUAUUUUGGACAAAGUAAGCGCUUAAGGUGCGUAACAAACAAAACCAGGUUGCUAUUAGUCCCUUGCUCAUGAUCAAUAAGACAAAAUCUAUUUUUUUGGGAACAAAAUGCUUUUCUCUGACUUAAAGUUUCUCCCAGUCAGCCAUUCUCUUGUUUAGGGCUGAGGGCGAGUAUGGGAAUAGUGCUUACCCAGCUGCCAUUCAUCAUGGCGGAUUAAUUGGUGGAAAAAACAACAAUAACAACAGCAAAGCUUUAUGAAAGUGAUUCUCCUUAGUGAGUCGGGUCUAUGGAACGUGUGUGAGUGUGCGUCUGUUGGCGUGAGUUUGUGUGUGGUUGUGUGUUUUUGACGGAUGGGUUUCUUGUAAUUUACUUUUUGAAAGUGUUGACAAUCUAUGACUGACUUGACAUCUUCCUUCUGUUUGAUUUUGGUUUUUCCUACUUUGUGUACCUUUUUGUAUUUUUAUCCUGGGGUGGGACUGCUCUAUGACUCAUCUGGUCUUCCUUAAUGUAUUAUACCACACUGUUACUCUUGAAUAUAUAUUUAUACAGAUAUACAUAUUUUUUGUAUCUUAUUCUUUUUUUUCCUUUUCCUAAGCUAACCUUUAAACCUCCAUGUCUACAGUAUUACAUACAGCAUACAAUUUGAUUUAUAUUUCCUUUUUUACAUUUAUGUAUGAAUUGAGAAUUUGUAAAAAUGCUUUCACUGUCCUCACUGUGUAAAAUAUAUGUUUAAAUUAAAUUAAUAAAUCCUCA